Messenger RNA from Fraxinus pennsylvanica, 585 nucleotides. The record is from the annotation of a GenBank genome assembly. Lineage: Eukaryota; Viridiplantae; Streptophyta; Magnoliopsida; Lamiales; Oleaceae.
AUGGUGAAGGAAACGGAAUACUACGAUGUUCUGGGUCUGAGCCCCACAGCCACCGAUGCCGAGAUUAAAAAAGCUUAUUAUGUCAAGGCUAGACAGGUCCAUCCAGAUAAAAACCCAAACGAUCCUUUGGCAGCACAAAAUUUUCAGAUUGUAGGGGAGGCUUACCAAGUGCUGAGUGAUCCAUCCCAAAGACAAUCUUAUGAUGCCCAUGGAAAGUCGGGAAUUUCAACGGAAGCAAUUAUUGAUCCUGCAGCAAUUUUUGCAAUGCUCUUUGGAAGUGAGCUUUUCGAGAAAUACAUUGGUCAGCUUGCCAUGGCAUCAAUGGCUUCCUUGGAUAUAUUCACAGGAGAAGAUUUUGAUGCUAAAAAGUUGCAAGAGAAAAUGAGGAUUGUUCAAAAGGAAAGGGAAGAGAAGCUUGCUGGUAUACUGAAAGAUCAAUUGAACCUGUAUGUCCAAGGUCAUAAAGAGGAAUUUAUUCAUAAUGCUGAAGCCGAAGUAUCAAGGCUCUCGAGUGCUGGUAACAUAUCAGUUUUUUUCAUUUUCCAGUCCAGUAAUUACUUCAAGUUCCCUAGACUUUUAUAUUGA